Messenger RNA from Otolemur garnettii (small-eared galago), 228 nucleotides. Its product is annotated as small ubiquitin-related modifier 2-like. The record is from RefSeq and is a predicted model, not a curated record. Gene Ontology annotation, cellular component: nucleus. Bases 1 to 228 code for a protein of 75 amino acids. Lineage: Eukaryota; Metazoa; Chordata; Mammalia; Primates; Galagidae. Gene Ontology annotation, molecular function: protein tag activity; ubiquitin-like protein ligase binding. The transcript has 2 exons. Gene Ontology annotation, biological process: protein sumoylation.
AUGGCAGAUGAAAAGCCUAAAGAAGGAGUCAAGACUGAGAAGAACAAUCACAUAAAUUUAAAGGUGGUGGAACAGGAUGGUUCUGUGGUGCCAUUUAACAUUAACAGGCAUAUGCCACUUAGUAAACGAAUGAAAGCCUAUUGUCAACGACAGGCGGAAAUGGAGAAUAAAGAUACAAUUGAUGUGUUCCAACAGCAGACAGGAAGUGUCUACACAAAGGGAACCUGA